AUGGGGCCAUCUCGCGUCCGACCCCUACCUGCGAUUCACUGCCUCCUCGGUACGCCGCACGCCCCUGGUGGGCGGGGAGCGACGCAGUGCAUGACAGGGCGGGUGCUGGGCAUGCCGCAGGGCGCUCGCUGCUCCGCACAGCCCCCCUCCACGCGCGCUUGUCCCAGCGUCCCCCUCUCGUCUCACCUUCGCCGUCUUUCCCUCGCCCUCUCCUUCUCAUGCCCUCGCCGCCUCUCAGGUUCCCCCCCGCGCCUUCCAUGUGUUCCCCCCGCGCUUCCCAUGUGUUCCCCCCGCGCGCACGUGCCCCCGCAGGUGCCGCGGGAGCGCAAGGUCGCCAACGUGCAGAGCCUCGGCUUCGGCGCGCUCUUCGCGCCCACCCCUCCGCUCCCCGCCUCCGCCGCUUCCCCGCUCCUCUCACCCUCCGCUUCCACCCUCCCCUCCCCCACCUCCGCCGCUCCCGCUUCCUCCCAACCGCCCCCUGUGGUGCGCCAUGCGCCGCUGCGCUGCGCCUUCUGCGGGGCGUGCGUGUGCCUCUACUCCGCCAUCGCGCCCGCCACGGGCGACUGGCGCUGCGCGCUGUGCGGGCGCCCCAACAUGAGCGGCGGGCACUACCUGCUGGCGGAGGGGGAGACGCUCGAGGGCUGGCCGGAGCUGGGCGCGCGCGUGGUGGACUACGUUGAGGCGGGCGGGGGGGCGCGCGGGGCGGGGGAGGGGGGAGUGGGGGGAAGCGCGUCGGAGGCGGUGCUGGGGGCGCCGGUGGUGGUGGUGGUGGACGAGGGGCUGGACGCCGCGUGCAUGGCGGGGGUGAGAGCCGCGCUCACGGCCAUGCUGCAGCACCUGCCAUCCGCCACGCGCAUCGCCAUCAUCACCUUCGGCGCGUCCCUCUCACUCUUCGACCUCUCGCCCUCCGCCUCACCGCUGCUCGCCUCCGCCGACUGCUUCCCCGCCACGCACGCGCUGCCCGCCGCCACGUUGGCCGCGCUGCUGCUGGGGCGCGCGCAGCACCUCGCGCCCAUCGCGGCCUGCCUGCCCUCGGCGCAGGCCGUCAUCGCCUCGCUGCGCCCCUGCCGCGCCGCCACGGCCCCCCUCGCCCGCGCGCGCGCCCUGGGCCCCGCCGUGGAGCUCGCGCUCGCGCUGCUGCGCGGCCCCGCGCCCGCCCUGCCGCGCGCCCACCAGCGGCGCUGGAGCGGGGCAGCGCGCGUGGUGGUGCUGUGCGGGGGGCCGGCCACGGUGGGCGCGGGGGCGGUGGCAGAGGGCAUAGAGGGCGUGGGGGAGGGCGAGGAGCGGCAGCGCGAGCAGGCGGCGCGGCGGCACUACGAGGCGCUGGGCAGGGAGGCGAGGCGCAUGGGCGCCGUGGUGGACGUGUUCUCGGGGGGCCCACUGCUCGUGCGCGUGCCGGCACUGCUGCCCCUGGCGGCGCUGUCAGGGGGCGCGCUGGUGCCGCUGGACGAGUUCAGCCCCGCCGCGUUCCCCCCCCUGCUGCUGCGCGCCCUCUCCCGCAUCGUGGGCGCUGAGGGGUCGCUGGAGGUGCGCUGCUCGCCCGAGGUGGCCGUCACACGCGUGAUCGGCCCUGCAGAGGCGGAGGAGGGUGGCGGGCGCAGGGGGGCGGGCGGGGAGGAGGGGUUCCCGGAGGACAGUGCGACGGCGGUGGCGCUGCUGAGUGUGGACGAGGAGGCGGCGGUGGCAGUGAGCAUGGAGCUGGUAGACGACCUCACCCGCCACCACGUGUUCUUCCAGUUCCUCUGCCGCUUCCGCCUCCUCAACCACGACCUGGUGACGCGGGUGGUGACAGUGCGUCUACCAGUGGCGGCAUCGCUACCAGCGUACCUGGCAUCGGUGCACGAGCCCACAGCAGCGCUGCUCAUCGCCAAGCGCACUGUGCUGGCGGCGCCCACGGCUCGCGAGGCGGGGGAGAUGCGCGCGUGGGUGGACGCCCGUGCGCGUGACCUGGCGCUCAAGCUGGGCGGCGUGGCGCAGCACAACCGCUCCCUGCUGCAGUUCCCCCACCAGCUGCCCCGGAUAGCGGAGGCGCUGUACGAGGUGAGGCGCAGCCCGGUGUUGGGGCGCCACGUGGCGGGCGAGUGGGAGCGCCAGGCGCUGCGCGCACUGCUGCUGCGCGCAGGGGGGGAGGCGGCGCUGCGCAUGGUGCUGCCCUCGCUGCUCAUGUUCCGCGCCGGCCACGCCACCCAGUUUGUUGAAGUGCCGCCCUCUGACCUGGCGCUGACGUCAGAUGCCGCCCUGGUGCUGGACCAUGGCACCGACAUGCUCAUCUGGCUCGGCGCGCACCUGGCACCGGACGAGCCCACCAGGCGGGGAGUGGAGGCGGCGUGCCGCCAGCUGGCAGCGCAGCUCAUGGGCGGGCCGGGCGGCAGAGGCAGAUUCCCGGCUCCUCGCGUGCUCUGCUUCACUGUCAGUGCCAAAGGGGGGGAGAGGGUUAGGAGGGGGUGCUGGGAGGUGAUCUAUGUGUGUGUGCUCGCCUGUGCGCCCAUCUUCAGUUCCGCAUCCUCGCCCUGCACUCCCCGCUCACCGCGCCCUGUGCCCUUCCUCCCCCAUCGCGGCAUGGCAGGAGGGCACGCCGGAAGCGGCCUUCAUGACGGCGCGCCUCACUCCCACACACAAGGACCCCCUCGCUGUUCAGGUGGGCACAAGGACCCCCUCGCUGUUCAGGUGGGCACAAGGACCCCCUCGCUGUUCAGGUGGGCACAAGGACCCCCUCGCUGUUCAGGUGGGCACAAGGACCCCCUCGCUGUUCAGGUGGGCACAAGGACCCCCUCGCUGUUCAGGUGUGUUGCGCUGAACAAGGGAGUUGCCUGGAAGGCAAGAGAGGUGUGUGCGGCCACAGUGCACGUGGCAUGGGGAAGGAGGUCUCGAGUCUGUGGUGCUGCAUUCAUUGCUCUGCUCCUGCAUACCUCCUACUGCCUCUCACAAUCCCCACCACUCCUCCCUCUCUAUGCGACCUGCUUCUCUCCCCCCUCUACCCGCCAGGAGCUGCUCUUCCCGCCGCUGAGGGAGAUGCAGGAGGAGGAGCGGGCGGCGGUGCGGGCCAAGCUGCCGCCCACCCCCGAGCCCGGCUUCACCGACUGGCUGCGCUCGCUGCGCCUCGCGCCUCCCCACCCGCCCCUCGCUGCACCCUCUUAA
Messenger RNA from Closterium sp. Naga37s-1, 3138 nucleotides. The record is from the annotation of a GenBank genome assembly. NCBI's taxonomy places the organism in Eukaryota, Viridiplantae, Streptophyta, Zygnematophyceae, Desmidiales, Closteriaceae.